Molecule: messenger RNA, 1769 nt
Organism: Corylus avellana
Lineage: Eukaryota; Viridiplantae; Streptophyta; Magnoliopsida; Fagales; Betulaceae
Gene: TPPG
Product: Haloacid dehalogenase-like hydrolase (HAD) superfamily protein
Biological process (GO): trehalose biosynthetic process
Molecular function (GO): trehalose-phosphatase activity
Source: RefSeq, a predicted model, not a curated record
AUAACACACACCACAUUUCUCAUCUCUCUCUGUUUCUGUAAUGUUCUAGGGUUCUCUCGCCUGCGUUCGUUUUCUCGGAGCUUUUCGAUCUGGUCGUGUCUGGUUGGCGGAAAAAAGUAAACGUUACCUUUUCUUUGCUCCGUCAAGCAGGUUGAGAUUAGGAAGAAAUAUUGUUUCUGGUAUUGGAAGCUAGAUACUAAUCCUUCCACAAAGAUCUGUGUGCAAAUAAUGUCCAGUCACCUGCUAUAAAUGCAGUGUAGCUUUGGAAAUGACAAGUUUCCAGGAAGCUUGUGCUUGAUGGACUGCUCGCCCAGCAGCAGUGACAAGAAAACAUUGAAGAGGUGGUUUUUCAUAGACAAAAGGGUUGGGUAAACAAAUCUGGAAUAAGGCGCUUGAUUCUGCAUUUUGACUGACUGGCAGUUGUGACAUAUACACUUUUAUUAAAUCCUUUAUAACCUUUCUAAUUCCAAGUAAUCUGUAACCCCCAUGGACUUGAAGUCGAAUCAUGCUUCUCCUGUUUUAACUGAUCCUGCACCUAUAAACAAGUCAAGACUUGGCAUCCAUUCUUUGUUGCCUUACUCACAGCAAGCAGCUUCGCUCUCCUCCACUAAGUACAUGACGAUUCCAAGGAAAAAGCCGGGAAAGCUUGAUGAUGUUCGAUCUAAUGGUUGGCUGGAUGCGAUGAAAUCCUCCUCACCUCCUCGGAAGAAGCUACUUAAGGAUUUCAAUAUUGAUGUUGCUUCAGAUGAUGCUGAUUUUGCUUAUUGCUCCUGGAUGCUGAAGUAUCCAUCAGCACUCAACUUUUUUGAGCAAAUUACAAAUUUUGCAAAGAACAAGAAGAUAGCAAUGUUUUUGGAUUAUGAUGGUGUUCUUUCUCCAAUAGUAGAUGACCCAGAUCGCGCCCUUAUGUCUAAUGAUAUGCGUUGUGCUGUAAGAAAUGUUGCAAAGUACUUUCCAACAGCAAUCAUCAGUGGAAGAAGCCGUGAUAAGGUAUAUGACUUGGUAGGACUAACAGAACUCCAUUAUGCUGGUAGUCAUGGGAUGGACAUUAUGGGCUCUCUCAGUCACACAGCGUCUGAUGACCAUGCAAAUUGUAUUAAAUCUAAUGAUGAACAGGGUAAGGAGGUAAAUCUUUUCCAGCCCGCUAGAGAAUUUUUACCUUUGAUUGACGAGGUUUUUAGAACCCUCGUUGAGAAUACUAAAGGGAUUAAAGGCGCAAAAGUUGAGAAUCACAAGUUUUGUGCCUCUGUACAUUAUCGUAAUGUAGAUGAGAAGAAAUGGCCUAUUAUUGCACAAUGUGUUCAUGAUAUUCUAAAGGACUACCCUCGAUUGCGAUUAACUCAUGGGCGGAAGGUUUUAGAAGUCCGUCCUGUUAUUGACUGGAACAAGGGAAAAGCUGUUGAAUUUGUGCUUGAAUCUCUUGGGCUAAGUAAUAGGAAUGAUGUGCUUCCACUCUAUAUCGGAGAUGAUAGGACCGACGAAGAUGCAUUCAAGGUGUUGCGGGAGGGCAACCGAGGUUAUGGAAUAUUGGUGUCUUCUGUCCCUAAAGAAACCAAUGCAUUCUACUCUCUCAGGAACCCAGAAGAGGUCAUGAAAUUCCUCAACUCCCUGGUGGCAUGGAAGGAGCAGGAAGGAGCUAAAUGCAUUGUAUAAGAGAAAGGAGCAUGUAGUUUUAUCUCUUUAUAUAGUAUAUAUAUAUAGGGUCUUAUUUCUGAAUUUUUUUUUUAUUUGUAAUAAAAUUAAGGCGUUAAACAGCUCAUUAUUUUGGU